CCAAUCAGGGGCCGGCAACGUGCUCCGAAGCGCUGUAUACAAUUAAAUCACGUGAGCCUAUUGAUGCCAAUGGUGGAAGAAACUUGUUCUUAUUUAUAGCCUUGAUGAUGGCUUUGGUAAAUUUUUGGUAAAAUUAUUUUGGGACAUUUAGUGUCGAAGUGUGUCGAGUAAGCGGGGGAUGCUUCGCGUGGAGCGUCUGCGGAACGUGUUCGCUGCUUUGGUUCGUUCCCGUUGCCACUCUUCAGUUGCCGAAGAAAGAGGGGGCAUUAUCCGAAACCCUGCCCCACGUGUCCACGUUUUGGAACCACAUCAUGCAACCAUGACCAGCCUCAAGUGCUACUCCAAGGUGUGGGAGGUGUUUGAGACUCCCAACAACAUCACCAAGCUGGCCCAGUGCAAGCUUUGCCAGAAUUUUCUCGCGUACCGCCAGAGCACCAGCAACCUGCGCAAACACAUCCGCUCCAAGCACCCGGCCGAGUUUGAGAAGCUCUACCCGCCCGACGAGGUCUCCUUCGCCAUCCAGCACCUGUCCACCAAGAUGGAGUCAGGCGACGGCGUGACCGAGGGCGUGCAGUACGUCUUCGAGACCAUUGACAUCCCGUCGGCCAGCAUCCUCACGGCCGCCACGCAGGCCACGGUGCACGCCGAGGCCGAGGCCGGGACCGUGGUGGUGGAGGCGAUCGAGGACAACGAGGAGGCAUCCAAGUCGGGCAAGAAGAGGAAGAGGCGCCUGCAGCAGAGUGUUGCGCAGACUUGCGCCAAGCGACUGACCUUCACAGGUCGCAUGGCGAGCCCUCUGGAGCAAGUACGAGGCAUCAUCCCUCCGCUCUCUCCCACAAAACACAAAGGCCAAGCCGGCCGCAUCGGAAUCGUGGGCGGCUCACGGGACUAUGCUGGAGCGCCGUAUUUUGCUGCCAUCUCUGCUUUGAAAGUGGGAGCCGACCUCUCCCAUGUGUUCUGCACGAAGGACACAGCGGUGGUUAUCAAGUCCUACAGCCCCGAGCUCAUCGUUCACCCAAUCCUGGACCACGAGAACAUUGGGCAGGAGAUGGACACAUGGUUGCCACGUCUUAACUCCCUGGUGGUUGGACCAGGGCUCGGCCGUGACCCCGAGAUCCUGGAGAAUGUCAAGAUUAUUAUUGAGAAGGCAAAGAGCAAAGGAAUUCCUAUUGUCAUUGAUGCUGAUGGCCUGUGGCUGGUGACACAGAACCCUGCUCUUAUACAUGGACACCGGUGCAUCAUCCUCACCCCCAACGCCAUUGAGUUCAACCGGCUGCAGCAGACGACUCUGGGAGAGGGCACGGCUGUGCAAGGGAACAAAUACGCGGCGCUCACGCAGCUGUGCCUCGCCCUGGGAAACGUCACCAUCGUGCAGAAAGGGCAGGAAGACCUGGUGUCCGACGGGGAGACCGUGCUCGUGUGCGAGCACGAAGGCAGCUACCGCAGGUGCGGUGGCCAGGGCGACCUCCUUUCUGGUGCCACGGGCAUCAUGGUUUACUGGGCCCUCGCCGCCAACCCCACUGUCUCCAACGGAGUGAACCCAACGCUGCUGGGGGCGUACGGAGCGUGCACUCUCACGCGGCAGUGCAACCGCCAAGCCUUCCUCAAGCACGGCCGCUCCACCACCACCGUGGACAUGAUUGCCGAGAUCGGGCCCGCCUUCCGCAUGCUCUACGGGGACUGAUUGCGCACUCCCGCCUGACCUCCCACCCCAUACUGCUCACCCAAGCACAUUGGGCAGCCCCUAUCAAACAGCAUAUUAAAUCUUUGCUUUUUUCUUUCACCGAGUAUAGAAAAGCACUAACCUGUGCUGUGUAAGGAUGACAUUCGGGGGUGAAAUGGUUUCGUUCAAAAUUGAAGUGCCACCCUUUCUAAGGAAAGUGUGAUGAUUAUUUAACGUGUAAUUGACAGACACAUUUUUUCCCUCCUACAAUAUAAACCAGAGCAUUAACGGCAGUGUUUCUCCAAUCGAAUUGAUACUGUGCACAAAUCCCACAGGAUGUGGCCAUGCUUAAUUAUAACUGACAGCAGGAUUUAAAACAUUCAAAUGGAUGAAGCAAGCAGUGCUAAUGGUAAGAGGGCACCCUUCUGAGAAAAUGAUGCCUUGAGUCUCGUUGUGUUGAAGGUGGGAGGGUGAGCUUGAUCAUUAGUGGAAAACUGAAAUAACCUGCAUCUACACAGCCGCUUUUGAGAGGUGCAGUUGUUUUUACAUAGAAGUAAACAGCAAUUCGGUUUGGAAAAUUAUGUUAAGGUUUUGCCACACCUUUAUCAACACUUAUGAUUUAAAUUUCGAUUUAAAGCUUUCGUGACUGCAGGGAUUCAUAUUAUUGGUCCUCUCAGUAAAAUCACGUAGAAGGGAAAUAAUAUUUGUAUUACUUUAUUUCCCUUCUACAUGACUUUACCGAAAGAACCAAUAAUACUUAUGUGCAAGAUGUGUUUGGGUGUGGUGAUUAAAUACACAAAAUGAUGGCUACGUGUUUAUAAUAUGCCAAACAAUGGGUACUAUUAAGGCUGUCUUAUAACCCAGAUUAAAAGUUGUACAAAACUGAAAAUAAAUGUUUUGAAAAUCUAA
Molecule: messenger RNA, 2572 nt
Organism: Lethenteron reissneri (Far Eastern brook lamprey)
Lineage: Eukaryota; Metazoa; Chordata; Hyperoartia; Petromyzontiformes; Petromyzontidae
Gene: NAXD
Product: NAD(P)HX dehydratase
Biological process (GO): metabolite repair
Molecular function (GO): DNA binding; ATP-dependent NAD(P)H-hydrate dehydratase activity
Source: RefSeq, a predicted model, not a curated record